UAUACACCAAUGUUGGUGUUCAUCCUAUGAUCCAAAUGUUGACGCAAGCAGUCAAAACAUGGCUCGAAAUUUGUUUUAUCGUGCUGCUAAUAUUGUCCAACUCAGCAGGUUUACACUUCUAGUUGGGUCAAAGUCACUUUGUACGCAAAUUCCAGCGGAGCCACUGACUGUCAGACAGCAAACCAAUGGAAUAAGGAGUAUAACCUUGAACAACCCGAAGAAGAGGAAUGCCCUGUCUCUGUCCAUGCUGGAAUCACUAAGAGGCAACAUCCUGGCUGACAUCGACAGCGACGACCUCAGAGUCAUCGUCAUAUCAGCUAAGGGUCCAGUGUUCUCCUCUGGGCAUGACCUGAAGGAGCUGACAUCAGCACAGGGCAGAGAUUACCACUUCAAGGUGUUUCAGGCCUGCUCAGAGGUUAUGACCCUGAUACAAGACAUUUCUGUGCCUGUGAUUGCCAUGGUGAAUGGGGUUGCCACAGCAGCAGGAUGCCAGCUUGUUGCCAGUUGUGACAUUGCCGUGGUGACGGAGAAGUCCACCUUCGCCACGCCAGGGGUCAACGUGGGUCUGUUCUGCUCAACACCAGCCGUGGCAAUAGGAAGAGCUGUCCCCAAGAAGGUUGCCAUGGAGAUGCUGUUCACAGGAAGCCCGAUCUCGGCUCAGGAUGCUUUGCUGCACGGGCUGGUCAGUAAGGUGGUUCCUGAGGAGCGUCUAGAGGAGGAGACGUUAGCCAUCGCACGGCGGGUCUGUCAGGCCAGUCGGCCCGUUGUAGCCCUUGGCAAGGCCACCUUCCACAGACAGAUGGCCCAGGGUCGGGAUGCGGCCUACGCUAUAGCCUCUCGUGUCAUGGUGGAUAACCUGGCUCUCAGAGACGGACAGGAGGGGAUACGGGCCUUCAUAGAGAAACGGAAGCCUGUGUGGACAAACAAAGCAGAGAAGGCCCAUGAUGAGUGAUAUCUGCUGGGCUGGCCUACCGUGGCCUGUAAAGGGUCAGCAGCCUCUGGGCUGGAGAGGGAGCCUGUGGAUGGUUGAGGUGUUAAACUUGCCCCCAGUUGGACCUGAACCCAUCACAGAACACAGAAGUGCUCGAGGAGGACAUUUUGAAAUUAAAUCCGUUGAUUGUUGUCGUGAUCAGAUGAAGGGAUACUGCAGGGCUGUCUUCAUGUUUGCCCUUAGGAGGGGGUGAGGUGAAGGUUUUAGGAAAGGUAGAUACUUGAGAUGCACCAAUGGUCAAGGGACUCACAGAGGACAUAGAUUGGGCACUUCUUGUGACAGAAUGUAAAUGUUUAAAGGGGCAUUCUGCAGUUGAAACAAUUACAAAGCUGUUACUGAUUUCGUAAAAAGCUGAUGGGAUGGGACUGGAGAAAUGUAACUACUCUAAAAUUCAUAGACAGAGCUAUGGAUGCAAGGACUGACCAUCCAUGAGAUACAAAUGAUAUGUUUUGAGGCUAUACAUCGUUUACAAAGGUGUAAAACAAGCUUAUAUUUGUAUUUCUGAUGGGGUAAUAAGUCAUGAACUUAAGCUCAUGAGGAAUGUAUUAAGUUUUAUUCUUCAAAAAUCAAUGGGUAUAUAAAGUGCAUUCGGAAAGUAUUCUCCUUGACUUUUUCCAAAUUUUGUUACGUUAUAGCCUUAUUCUAAAAUGGAUUUAAAAAGUCUUCCCCCUCAAUCUACACACAAUAACACAUAAUGACAAAGAAAAACAGGUUAUAUUUUUUUGCAAAUGUAUAAUAAAAAAAGAAAAGAAUUAUGACAUUUACAUAAGUAUUUAGACCUUUUACUCAACUUUAUUGAAGCACCAUUAGCUGCGAUUACAGUCUCAAGUCUUCUUGGGCAUGACGCUACAAGCUUAGUGUAACAGAUGUAUAUUGUACUCUCCUUGCGUUGUGUUUUCUCCAAGUAAAUCACAUCAGCCAGUG
Molecule: messenger RNA, 1915 nt
Organism: Oncorhynchus kisutch (coho salmon)
Lineage: Eukaryota; Metazoa; Chordata; Actinopteri; Salmoniformes; Salmonidae
Product: enoyl-CoA hydratase domain-containing protein 3, mitochondrial-like
Exons: 6
Coding region: 59-952 (297 amino acids)
Cellular component (GO): mitochondrion
Molecular function (GO): hydro-lyase activity
Source: RefSeq, a predicted model, not a curated record